AUGACCCACUGCAGUGACAAUGACGAGCAGAGGGAUGAAGGAGCAGAAGAGAAGCCCAACAAGAACCAGAAGAAGAGAAGUAAAGGAGGAAAACAUGUGUCUUUCCCCCCUGACGGACAGAUAGUGUCUGGCUUUGCUGACCACAAGAAAACUGACAGAACGGUUGACAGCUGCCCCACCUUGACAGAGGUAAUGGUGGCUUACCAGCAGAGCUGCAGCAGACACCAGGUCCAACCCAGAGAGCACAUCCUGCAGCAGCUCCAGGGUGGCAUGGAUGGAGAGGCCGUAGGAAAAAAAAAGAGAGACCGGGGAGUGUGGAUGGUGUACUGCUGGUGCCAGAUAUGUGUGUGUGUGUGUGUGUGUGUGUGUGUGUGUGUGUUCACGCCUUUCCCUCACACCUCCUGCUUCUGCCCCUCUCUCUCUCUCUCUCUGUCUCUCUCUCAGCAGGGUGUGUGUGUAGGUGGCAGCGUUGAAUGUCUGGAUCUCAAAGGUGAGCGAUUAGACCACCGCUCCUGUGAAGCUCUGGAAGUCGUCCUGAAAUCGCUGCACUUUGAUUUCAUCAAUCUGCAGGCAGCCCAACUGGAAGAAAAUAGUGUGCGUCUGUCCAGGCUGGAUGUGUGUAAUGUGUCUGUGGUUGACUAUCCGGCUCAGUCACUCUCUAAAGCUCUACAGUCCAGCCGGCUCAGAGUGCUGCACCUUCACAACGCCCAGCUCAGCGGGAUGCCACUGUACGCACUAGCUGGUGCACUGAAGACAAACAGGGCUUUGCAAGAGCUUCACCUUACCAGCAACCUGUUGAAUAGCUACCAGGAUGCCUUGCAGUUGGGAGACCUUCUACGAUACAACACGACUUUGCAGACACUGGAACUUAGCAACAAUGCUGUAGCAGAUACUGGUUUGGAGGAGCUGUGUGAUGGUCUUAGAUGCCAAAGCGUAGGUCUGAAGGUCUUGCUGCUGAGGAACAACAAGAUCACUGUGAAAGGAAUGAAACAUCUGGCCAAGGCCCUGCCAGUCCUGAAGGUCUUGCAGGUCCUGGAUUUGGGUGAAAACGAUCUGGGGGACGAGGGGAUCCUGGUCAUCAAGGAGCCUCUGAUGGUGAACUGCUCAAUGCUGCAGCUUGGCCUGGCCCAGGCCAACAUCACCUGUGAAGGGGCUGUGGCGUUGGCAGAGUUCCUGGCAGAGAGCCACCAGAUUCAGAGACUGGACCUCCGUCAGAAUGAGGUGAAGGUUGGAGGCCUUAUGGCGCUAAGCUUGGCCCUGAGGAUAAACCGCUCUCUUGCCAGUCUGGAUGUGGAUGACAUACCUCCAGAGGAGCAGGAUGAGUUUCUGAAGGAGACCGAGAUAAGACUUCAGUCAGAGAUCUCUCAGCGCUGCCUAGCCAACGCCAGCCGCCUCAGCCUUGCUACAGAGACUUCUGAGGCCUCAAUGGCCGAGGCCGAGGGCAGUGUAUCUACAGUCUGAGCUGUCUCUCUCACACACACACACAGGAUGGAAACAGACUAACCUUGUACAGAUCACCUCCGAAACCAUGCAUGGAUUCAAUCACACAUACCCUGUGUCUCAGUGUCCCCUAUCUAAACAGCUGACUAUAUGCGAAUAAUAAUUCCAUCGCAAAUAAUGAUAACCAUAAAACUCCAAAUCCGGGUAAUAAAGGCGGAGUAGAGCUUCCUAACGAAACGCUGGCCUCCCCGCUGCUUCCAGCCUAAUGUUCCCGCCGAGCUGCUCGCCACUUUCCAUAAAGCAAUUUUGCAAGCCCACUUCAGACGUGAAUCACCUGGAAAUGAAGAGAACUAAACCCCUACCCCACCCUUCUGGACUCCACCACCAUCCGCCCACCACUCCUCAUUCUUACAACACUCGCACCAGAUCACUAUGUGUGCCGCAAAUCCCUGUUUGCUUGCGUUCCAUCAUCACUUAAUGUUCAUAGUGAUGCAUUGCGGGACACUCCUUGUUGUGUGUGUCUGUGUGUGUGUGCGUGUAGCGAUGUAGCGUCGUUACUCUGACAGAGGUGGCAGCCAUGAAUUCAGCCAGGAUCCAUCUGCAUUUAUCAGCUGAGAAGCAAGGGAAAGACGUUCAGCAGCAGUACAAUGUAAGACCUGGGCACGGUGUGUAGCCCUGCAGUAAACAGAAGAGCUGAGGUGUCUGUCAUGUCUGCAUGACUUCAGAAACUUGAGUGGAAACAAAAGCACCGAUCACGGCGUCUGCAAGCAAUGGGCGUACACACACACGCGGUAUGCCCUAUGGACUAUUUUAAAGGCUGACCUUUAAACCAAAGGGGGAUCGGUACUCUGAUCCCAGUGCAUCUGAGAUAACUCAGUUCUUGCUUCUGCACUUUGAAGUUAACUGAUUUAAAAAAAGGGUUCGUGGAAUUAGUUUUGAAGAGGGUGUAUGACCCGCUUGUGUGUGAUUAUACAGAGUGCACUGUAAGCUUUCACCAACGAGGGAACUCUGUUGGAAGUUUUGGAACUGGUGUGUUAACUCUAUGUACAAGCAUUUAAUGAAUGAAUGGUCUACUACAUGUAUUCAUGUCACAGAUUAGUACUAAUAAUAAGUGUAUUAUCAGUGGAUACAGUCCCAGUGGAUCUGCACUUUCUGCCGUGGUCUUGAGGCUACAAGAUGUACAUAAAAGUAUGCUGUGGAUAGACUCAGUGGGCACAUGUGCUGUGAUCUGCUGUGCUGGAUGUGACAGUCUGAGUGCAGCCAGCGCUGCUUCCCAUCCACCACCACAUCACAAGAUCCAGUGACUGACAGAUGAGAUCAGACGAGGGGAUUUAGCAGGGGAGAUCUCUGCUUCUUUCCCUGGGAUCCGUGGUUCACACCCAGUGCACCUAUAGAUACAUCCACACACCCUCCCAGAUGACACUCCACUGCCCCCCGAGGCCGAGUGGGAGGUGUGUGUGAUUUUACUGUGUGCGCAUGGAAGCAGACUGACAACAGCAUGUGGUCGCCAACAUGACUCACGCCCCCCACCCCCAUUUUAACGUUUCAGCUCCACGUCUUCAUCCUCCUCCUCCUCGACCUCUAUCAUAACCCAUGUGGGCAUGGCGCCCUACCAACCUCCCUCUCCUCCAGCCAAAGUGGCCCCAUGACUAGUUUCAAGCCCAAACCGGAGCCCACUCACUGGAGUCCCCCUCCUUCCCCCUCACCAGCCCAACCCUCCCUGAAGCCUGGGCAAUCUGAACCUGAUCCAGUCCUGAUGGCAGAGGCAGACAAAGCAGAUGCCUGGGCAGUGGGAGUAGGGCAGGGUCCAUGACAGGACCAGACCUACUUUAUCAUAGUUAGGGAGGAGUGAGGGCAAGGCAUGAAAAUUAUGAUGCACACAAAUUGCUCUUGUGCUGUAUCAUAAAGAUAUCCUAAUAUAAAUGACGCUUACUGAGAUAACAAACUUCUAACUGGUUUAAAUUCUAUUAUAUCAUAUCUAACUUAUUAUAAUAAAGUUCUGCCUACUGUACUACACCUGCAUGUGAAUAAGUAACACAACUGACGGAAGUUCAGAAAGAGUCACUGUAAGAACCUGAGUGAACCUAAGAGUGUGUAUUUUUAUUGUAUGUUCAAUAAGAUGUUGAAAAUGUUAAAUAAAAGUGUGCUCACUGCAUGAAUAUAAAUAAAA
Messenger RNA from Mugil cephalus (flathead mullet), 3610 nucleotides. Its product is annotated as protein phosphatase 1 regulatory subunit 37. Gene Ontology annotation, molecular function: protein binding. Bases 1 to 1461 code for a protein of 486 amino acids. The transcript is spliced from 10 exons. Lineage: Eukaryota; Metazoa; Chordata; Actinopteri; Mugiliformes; Mugilidae. The record is from RefSeq and is a predicted model, not a curated record.